This is a messenger RNA of Zingiber officinale, 2757 nucleotides long. Its product is annotated as U-box domain-containing protein 17-like. Gene Ontology annotation, biological process: protein ubiquitination. Gene Ontology annotation, molecular function: ubiquitin-protein transferase activity; protein binding. Gene Ontology annotation, cellular component: nucleus; cytoplasm. Lineage: Eukaryota; Viridiplantae; Streptophyta; Magnoliopsida; Zingiberales; Zingiberaceae. The transcript has a single exon. Bases 167 to 2353 code for a protein of 728 amino acids. The record is from RefSeq and is a predicted model, not a curated record.
AGCUACCGGUUGGAAGAAAAGGAAGAAAAAGCGUCGACAGGAAAAAUAAAUAAAAAUAAAAAUAAAAAUCCCCGAUCCAUUCACAGCAACCAUCCGCCGAAGACGAACCCUAAUCGGCCCGGAUCCGAUCGUGGAAUUUGAUCGCCGUGGGCGCGGGGGAUCUGCCAUGACCUCUCCCUUCGCUUACCUCUCCGUGCGCCGCCGUCGGUUCCCCCUCGCCGGCGCGUUCUUCUCCCCGAGCGGCCUUUCUGGAGCCGCCCUGAUCAACUCCCUCGCCGCCCUCUGCUCGGAUGUCGUGGCCGCCUCCGCCCGCUGCAGCUUUCGGUUCCAGGGCUGCAACGCCCGAUCCCUCGUCCGCAGGCUCCGGGUUCUCGUCUUCCUCUUCGAGUCGCUCAAGGAAUCCUUCGCUCCGGUGGCUUCCUCUUCCCUCCCUCCCUCCACGGUACUCUGUCUCCGCGAGCUAUACAUCUUUGUCUACCGCGCCAAGCUCUUGCUGGAAUACUGCUCCCAGUCGAGCCGGCUCUGGCUUUUGCUGCGGAAUCUUCAGAUCUCCGGGAAUUUCCACGACAUCUUACAGGAAUUAGCCACUGCGCUUGACGUCCUCCCGCUCUACAGUCUUCGGCUCGCCGCUGACGUCCGGGAGCAAAUUAAUCUCCUCCGUGUGCAGUGUAGGCGAUCCAAGUUCUUCGUCGACCCCGAGGCGGAAGAGCUACGGCACAAGAUCCACUCUUUCUUGGCUCGGUUCGAGACUGGCGAUGUGCCGGAUCCGGAGGAGCUACGGAACACGUUCGUCGAUCUUUUGGGGAUCCAGGAUACUGGGGUUUGCCGGACGGAAAUCGAGUUUUUGGAGGAGCGGAUGCUUAGUCAAGAUGAAGACAUCGAUCUUUCCGUCGUGAGCGGGGCCAUCGCGCUUACCCGGUAUUGUAGAUUCUUUCUGUUUGGAUUCCACGAAGUGGAAGUCGAUAAGCCCUUCAUCGAUGUGUAUAAGUUCUCGAGGAAAAGAUUGUUGAGUCAGGGGAGUAGCUUGCGUGAAGGAAGUAGUGAUUUCUCCUUGGCAAUCCCGAAGGACUUUUGCUGCACGAUUUCAUUUGACCUGAUGAAAGAUCCGGUUGUCGUUUCCACCGGACAGACCUAUGAUCGCACUUCCAUUAGCCAAUGGAUAGAAGAGGGACAUCGGACUUGCCCUAAUUCGGGCCAGACUCUUACAGAUAGUAAGCUUGUGCCAAACCGAGCCCUCAGAAACUUGAUUUCUCAAUGGUGUGCUGCUUACAGCCUUCCAUAUGAAACCCUUGAAGGCGCCGGAGUUUCAAUUGAUAGCAUUACUGCAUCAUGCGCCAGUGAGGCAGCAAUCAAAGCUAACCGAAUCACAGCGUUAAUACUGGUAGAACAAUUAUCAGCUGGUUCGCGGGAAGUGAAGGCUGUUGCAGCCCGUGAACUCCGAUUAAUGGCAAAAACCGGGAAGGAGAAUAGGUCUUUCAUUGCAGAGGCUGGAGCAAUCCCAGCUCUCUACCGGCUUUUCCGGUCUACAAAUCCAGUUGCUCAAGAGAAUGCCCUGACUGCAAUAUUGAACAUAUCUAUUCAUGAUGAAAACAAGAGAAAGAUUAUGGAGGAGAAUGGUUGUUUGGAAUUAAUAGUAUAUGUUCUGAGAUAUGGGUUAACUACUGAGGCAAGGGAGAAUGCAGCUGCUACAUUGUUCAGCCUCUCUGCUGUCCAUGACUUCAAGAAGAUGAUUGUGGAUGAGCAUGGUGCUGUUGCAGCACUAGCUGAUUUGCUGAUGCAGGGAAGCCCAAGGGGAAAGAAAGAUGCAGUGAUGGCCUUGUUUAAUCUUUCGACCCAUCCUGAGAGCUGGUCCCAAAUGUUGAAUAUGGGAGCAGUUUCAGCCCUGGCGGGAGCUUUGAGAGAUGAAAUUGUUGCUGAGGAGGCUGCUGGAGCUCUGACAUUGCUUAUGAGGCAUCACAUUCUGGCGCAGACACUUGCAAGUGACGAUACUGCAAUCACAAAUCUGGUAGGGUUAAUGAAAAGGGGAACCCCUAAGGCAAAGGAGAAUGCAAUUGCAGCUUUGCAAGAAAUGUGCAGACGUGGAGGAUUAAAUGUGAUACAGAAUGUAGCUAAGAUGCCAAUGUUUAGUGGUUUAAUUCAGACCAUCUUGCUCACUGGCACAAAGAGAGCGAGAAGAAAGGCUGCAUUGCUUGUUAGAAUGUGCCAGAGAUGGGAGUCAUCAACAGCAACACAUGGGAAUGAUUGGAGUAUAAAUAAUACAUUGGUGAGAAAUAACGCCUUGGGGAGUUCAAAUUACCAGAAUGGAGAUGUAUCUGUCUCCAUUCCCAUGACAAUUCAAGUACCUGUGCUAUGACCUUGAUGUUCAUUUUGCUCUUGUCGUGCACAUCACUCUUGCUAAGUUUAUUGGGAAAAGAUUCUUUUGUCUAUGCUCGAGUGAAUGAAUUUGUUGGGUAAAGAUGAGCCAAUACUGUUUUACAGAACAUGACGGGUGUAAAUAAUGGCGAAAUUUCUUACAUGUUUUGAUUUUGUAAUGAUUUAAUAUAUGGUUUCAAGGAUUGGUAUCAGUAGUCUGCAGUGGAAGCUAAAUCGCUAUCUUCAUGCAGUAUAUCUCAAGCCUAAUUCCAAUUGUAUUCAUCCUUUGCAAACACUUCUGUGACAGAAUGUGAGUUUGGUUGUUAUGUAUACUGCUAAGUUGAGCAAAUGAAUAUACUUGGUCUUUGUCCUUUUAGAAUUGCCAAUCAGACAUGACUUGUAACA